AUGUCUUUGGCAAAUUACUCCAACAUGAACUCUGUCUCCAUUGCAAAUAGCUUAGGAUCUGGUUCACGGGCACCCAUACUUAUUCCUGAAGAGUAUAAUUCGUGGGUUGGCCGUAUGAAUCUUCAUCUUAAUGCUAUAAAUGAAGAUGUCUGGAAGUGUGUAGAAGGAACAUAUGUUACUCCAGAAAAUAUGGCUACUCUUGCUACAAAUCAAGCCACUCAAGUUGAAAUUACAAAAAAGUUGGAACUCCAAGCCAAAAAGGAACUUGUUUCUGGAAUACCUCACAGUAUUCUAAGUCAAAUGGAUGACAUUAUACUGUUAACCGCAAAUCAAAUUUGGGAGAAUUUGAAAAAUCGUUUUUGUGGAAAUAAAAGAAUCAUCGAAAACAAAAGAACAUCUGUUUUGAAUGAAUUUGAUAAUUUCAAAAUGCUUUCAUCAGAAACCAUCCAUGAUGCUCAUGAUAGGUUCAAUUUGAUUAUGGGAAAUCCAGCUAUUCAUACUGAAACUUUGUACAACUUGUAUGGAGAACUUCAAUCGUAUGAAUCCUCGAUUGACCCACCAACCACUGCAGCUUUUGGAGGACCACUUGCACUUACUACAUCUUUUCAAAACCAAGCCUUCCAGUCUGAUUCAAAUGAUGAAGCAGAUUAUCAACAACUGUGUGCGUUGGUUGCAAACACAAAUCUCCAGAGAUUUAUCCCAAAUCAUGGAACAAAUCACUAUGCUAGAGAAUGCCGAGCCAAAAACAAAACCAAAAUCAAAGACUCAGCAUACUAUGCUCAAAGAGCCGAUGAAUUGAAGAAACUGGAAAACCAAGAAAAGCAAAAAGCAUUGAUGGCAAUCCAUGAACCAAGCGUAGAAUACUGGCCAACAUCUGAUGACGAAGCUGAUAAUGAACAAGCACAAUCAAACUUCUGCUUCGUAGCUGGUGUUGAAAUACCUUCAAGAGCUCCAAACGUCAUAGAACAGGUAUGGUCUAUGAUCUCUGAACUUGGUUUUUCCAAAACAAUUUUUGAGUCCCACAUAACCAAAAUUGAGACUAGUCUGGAAGCUGAUCUCAAAACAUAUCAUGACACAAUGGUCAAUUAUGAUAUUUGCAAAUCUGAGUUACAAACCUUGCAACUCAAAUUUGGAGAAUCAACAAGAACGAAAAGCAAAUUGGAAAGAGACGUUGAAAGAAAAUCAGAAGAUUAUAAUCACGUCUUGGAACAAUUAAAUCAGACCCUAAUUCAGAAAAGGGAUUUGGAAGUAAAAAAUCAGUCAGUCAUUUCUUCUGAAAUAAAAGAUGUUUUAGAAAUGGAAAUCCUUCAGUUGAAACAAGACUUUCAAGAAUCAACUGAUAAAUACAAUAUUCUAAAUAAAAAACUGACUGAUUCUUUAAAACAAAUCAAUUCUCUUAAAACCGAGAAUAAAAGACUGAUAUGGAAUAUGGAUUCUAUCAAAGUUGCUAGAAAACUAAGUAAUGAUAUUUUCACAAAGGCAAACACCUUAGGAACUGGCAAAAUUGAUACGAAUUAUAGACCAGGAAUUGGAAGAGAAUCCUUUGAAAUUGAACAAGCAAAACAGGAAAACAUGACGAAUUGUGAAAACUCUGAAUCUACUCUACCAGAUCUUUUCACAUCUCUUAAUGAGGAAGAUUCAGAUGAUGAAACAGUUAUCAACUGUAGUCCAGAUGAUACUGCUUUCAGUGUUUCCAAAAAGUCUUUCAAAAGAGUUGUAAAUUCUGAAACAAACUCUGCAAGUUCUUUAACUCACCAAAUCAAACAUACCGAUGGAACCACUAAACUCAAAAACUUUUUUAAUGGAGAAAAUUCCUCUUAUGAGGAUGGUAGUACUUCUAUACCAACUGUACUUAAUGCUGGAGAACCUAAUGAUGAUACAUGGUAUAUUGAUAGUGGCUGCUCCAAGCAUAUGACAGGAAACCGGAACUACUUACGUGACUUCAAACCUAUACAAACCAAUCAAGAUGUUACCUUCGGAAACAACAUGAAAGCAAAAAUCAAAGGUUAUGGAAACAUAACAAAUGGUAAUUUUACCAUAAAGAAAGUUGCCUUCGUCGAUGACCUGAAACACAACCUCAUCAGUGUUUCUCAGCUGUGUGAUAACAAUCUUGAAGUUCUUUUCACCAAACAACGAAGCUUGAUCAUGGACGCCAAAACAAAAGAUGUUAUAGUUGAUUCUGACCGUGCCGGAAAUAUGUAUCCACUUGACAUGGAUCUUAUCUACGGUAAACCCGAUAUAUGUCUGCUAUCUAAAGCCCCAGCAGAUAUUAGUUGGUUAUGGCAUCGUCGCCUUUCCCAUCUAAACUUUGGGUACAUCAACAAAUUAAUCGGCGAUGAUCUUGUUCGAGGGCUACCACUUCUGAAGCUUGAUAAUGAAACUCUUUGUGCCGCAUGUGAAAAAGGAAAACUUUCCAGAUCCACUCACAAAAGCAUCUCAGAAUCUAGUGUAUCCGAACCACUAGAAUUGUUGCACAUAGACCUUUGUGGCCCUGCCAAAACCCAAACCAUACAAGGGAAGAAGUACAUUCUUGUUGUCGUUGAUGGUUUCUCGCGCUUUACUUGGGUCUCUUUCUUAAGACUAAAAUCAGAAGCACCUGAAGAGAUGAUCAACUUCAUCAAACAAAUCGAGCUGAAGCUGAAACGACCUAACAAUAAAGAUCACCUUUCAAAAUUUGAAUCAAGGUCGGACGAAGGAAUUUUCCUUGGUUACUCAUUUUCUUCAGCUGCUUAUAGAGUACUGAACAAACGUACCAGAGUAAUUGAAGAAAGUACCGAUGUUCAUUUCGAUGAAUUUUAUGUCAGGAAAUUGGAUCGUGAACAUUUUGGUUCAAAAAUGAUUGAAAAUAUUUUUCAAAAUCCAAUUCAACAAACACCUUCUCCUGACAUAGACAUUGAAAUCGAUCUUGAUUUACUUUUUGAACAACCAAAAACUGCUUACAAUUCUGAACUUCUAACUACUUUAAUUGAUCCUACAGGAACACCCAGUGAAGUUAUUCCACAAACAAACCAAAAUGAUGCAGAUAAAUUCGAGGGGGAACCACCAACACAUACUUCCUCUUUGGAACAAACACCAAAUCAUCCUUUAAACACCCCAUCCCCAAAUAGCCAAAACAAUCCCGAUGCAUCAUUUAUGGGGGAACCUUCAAACCUAUUCCAAGAUGAAACGCCCGGAGAAGAACAAUGGGAUACUGAAACUCCAAUUAUUAUAGCGGAAGAGAAUCGCUUAAUAAAGUGGACCAGAAAUCAUCCAACAGACCAAAUCAUCGGAGAUCCCAACAUAGGCAUUCAGACUAGAGGCGCAUCCACAAAUGAAUGUUUAUUUGGAGCCUUCUUAUCCACGACUGAACCCAAAACCAUACAUUCUGCUAUAAAAGAUCCAGAUUGGGUAAAAGCUAUGCAAGAAGAGCUAGCAGAAUUUGAAAGAAACGACGUAUGGAAUCUUGUUCCUACUCCACCCGAUGUUACUGUUAUAGGUUCAAGAUGGAAAGCUGUCUACGACUUGAAACAAGCACCUCGAGCUUGGUAUGCCACGUUGUCAACCUUUCUCGAAGAAUCAGGUUUUAAAAGAGGUUCAAUUGAUCAAACCCUCUUUCGUAAAAUCUUUAAUAAACAUCUGUUAAUCGUACAAAUAUAUGUUGAUGACAUUAUUUUCGGUUCUACUGAUGAAUCUUUAAGUGUUAAGUUUGCAGAUCUAAUGAAUAGCAAAUUUGAAAUGAGCAUGAUUGGGGAGAUGACUACUUUUCUCGGACUUCAAAUCAAACAGUCAACUGAUGGCAUUUUCAUCAACCAAGAGAAUUAUGUCAAAAACCUACUCACUCGUUUUUUAAUGGAAAAAUCGAAUACCGCAAAAACCCCAAUGGCUUUUGGAUACAAAAUUGAUGCAGACUUAAAUGGCAAACCCGUUGACUAG
This is a messenger RNA of Lactuca sativa (garden lettuce), 3912 nucleotides long. NCBI's taxonomy places the organism in Eukaryota, Viridiplantae, Streptophyta, Magnoliopsida, Asterales, Asteraceae. The record is from RefSeq and is a predicted model, not a curated record.